GUUGUACGUGUUUUGUUUUCCGGCUUCUAAGAUCAUACUAAAUUAGAUAUUGAAGGAAAGAAGAAAAGAUGACGAUGGAAUCACAAGAUGACAUAAAAUUAUUUCAAUCUAUUGGUUUAAGUGAACAAAAAGCUAAAGAGACUCUAAAAAAUAAGCAAGUUUCUAGUAAUUUAAGACUUGCUAUAAUAGAGGCUAAUAAGUAUGGAAUUAUUUCCUCAGAAAUUGGAAUUUUGUUAUAUCAUCUUGCUUCAAAAAUUAAGACUCAAAUUGCAGAUAAAUUACCAUUUCUUGCUCAAUACAUAGCUAAAAAGAAAUUAGAUACGACUCAAAGAUUGGAUACCGGGCUAAAUUAUUUACUUAAUCGAGUUGAAGGAAAUAUUGAUGUAUCUGAUUUUGAGAAAGAAUGCGGUGUAGAUAUUGUUAUAUCUCCAGAAGAAAUAGAAUAUGAAGUGGAAAAAGUAAUAAGUACACAUAAAAUGGAAAUAGUAGAGAAAAGGUAUCAUUUUAAUGUUGGUCCGUUGAUGCAACAAGUGCGUAAUAUUUUAAAAUGGGCAGAUGGAAAAGCAAUAAAAAAUGAAUUUGAUGUUCAAAUGCUUGAUUUGUUAGGUCCAAAACGUGAUUCUGAUCUUAUACCAUUACCUAAACAAGCAAAACAAAUGAAAGCAACAAAGUUAGAAAAAGAGAGAAAUAAAUCUGGUGCUGAAACUGGCACUAUACCAGCAACAAAUGAGAAAAUAGGUGCUCAGACAAUAAGUGAAUUAAUGAAAACUAAAGUUCAUUUUCAUAAACCAGGUGAAAAUUAUAAAACUGAAGGAUAUAUUAUAACACCAAAUACACAUAAAUUACUUCAAGAACAUUUGAAAGUAACAAAUGGCAAAGUAAUAACUAGAUUUCCACCAGAACCUAAUGGAAUUUUACAUAUUGGUCAUGCAAAGGCAAUUAAUAUUAAUUUUGGAUAUGCAGCAGCCCAUAAUGGAAUAUGUUAUUUACGUUAUGAUGAUACAAACCCUGAAAAAGAAGAAGAAAAAUUUUUUGUUGGUAUUCGUGAAAUGGUAGAAUGGCUUGGUUAUAAACCAGCUAAAAUUACCCAUUCUUCUGAUUAUUUUCAACAAUUAUAUGAAUGGGCCAUAGUUCUUAUUGAAAAAGGCUUAGCAUAUGUCUGUCAUCAAUCUAGUGAAGAAAUAAAAGGUUUUAAUCCACCUCCAAGUCCUUGGCGUGACAGACCAAUUUCAGAAAACUUACAACUAUUUAAUGAUAUGAAAGAUGGGUUACUUGAGGAAGGUGAAGCUACAUUACGAAUGAAAGUAACAUUAGAAGAAGGAAAACAAGAUCCAGUUGCAUACAGAAUAAAAUAUAGUCCACAUCAUAGAACAGGGGAUCAGUGGUGUAUUUAUCCAACUUACGAUUUUACACACUGUUUGUGUGAUAGUAUAGAAAAUAUAACUCAUUCUCUUUGCACGAAAGAAUUUCAAUCAAGGAGAUCAUCUUAUUAUUGGCUUUGUAAUGCUUUAGACAUUUAUUGUCCUGUACAGUGGGAAUAUGGUAGAUUAAAUGUAUGCUAUACAGUUGUUUCUAAGAGAAAAAUCAGUAAGUUAAUUGAGGAGAGUAUUGUAUCUGAUUGGGAUGAUCCAAGAUUAUUUACAUUAACAGCUCUUCGUAGACGAGGUUUUCCGCCUGAAGCUAUAAAUAAUUUUUGUGCACAGAUGGGUAUAACUGGUGCUCAAGCAAUUAUUGAUCCAGCCGUUUUAGAAGCAUCUGUUAGAGAUGUUUUAAAUUUAACUGCAAGUCGACAUAUGGUAGUUCUAGAACCAUUAAAAGUAACCAUUAGUAAUUUUCCUCAUGAAAAUGCUAUAAAACUAACAGUUCCUAACUUUCCUAAUGAACCAGAUAAAGGACAACACGACAUUGUUUUUGAUGAAAUUGUAUAUAUUGAAGCAUCUGAUUUCAAAGAGAAAGCGGAAAAAGAUUUUAGACGUUUAACACUAAACCAAUCUGUUGGUUUGAAGCACGUAGGGGUAGUAUUAAAAAUCAAAGAAAUCAAAAAAGAUAAUAUGGGUAAUAUCGUAAAUCUGAUUGUUACACAAGAACCCAUCUGUGAAACUAAUAAGCCUAAAGCUUUCAUACACUGGGUAUCAAACCCUCUAUUAGCAUCCAUUAGAUUAUAUGAGCGUUUAUUUAAACAUAAAAAUCCUGAAGAUCCUAAUGAGGUGCCAAAUGGUUUUUUGACUGAUAUUAAUCCAUAUAGCAAGAAAGAAAUUGUUGGAUAUAUUGAUGCAAGCUUGGCAAAUUCGGCAAAAAUUUUUGAGAAAUUUCAAUUUGAACGUAUUGGCUUUUUCUCUGUAGAUCCAGACACAACAUCAGAAAAGCUUGUUUUUAACAGAACAGUAACAUUAAAAGAAGAUACAGGAAAAGUGUAAAUAAAAUUAUAUGCAUUCAAAUUCACAUUAUGUAUGGUUAUGUAUGAUAUAUAUUAUAUAUGUUUUGUAUAAUAUUUAUAAGUAUUAAUGAUGUUUAAGAUAAUAGACAUCUUUUUAUACUUCUAAAAUUUUACAGUUUAAAAUUAUUAUUAAAUGAACAAUAAAUAAAAAAUAUUUAAUUCAUCAUGCAAGAUUCAUAUGUAGGAAUCAUAUAUUUAAUAUUUAUAAAAGCAUCUUCACCUCCAUAUAUUUCAAGCAAUGCAAGAGUUUCUUGUAUUAUAUCUGCGACGUUUUCACCUCUUUGUUGUGAGUAAUCAAUACCUUCUCCAAGAUUCACUGAAAUAAAAUUGAACUUGUAUCAUUUUUAUCAAUUACAAUAAAUUAAAAUCUUACCAUUUCUAUCUUUUAAUAAAUUAAGUACUGGUAAGAUUUGUCUAAAGUAUGGUACUAAAGCUUCUCCAACACAAUCUGCUGAACGUACAAGAUGUUGAAUAGCUCUCAGUGUUGCACAUAUAACUUCUGGCAUUUUUGUAUUUAAGGCUUCUAUAAUAAACAAAAAUUUAUAAAAUC
Molecule: messenger RNA, 2987 nt
Organism: Frieseomelitta varia
Lineage: Eukaryota; Metazoa; Arthropoda; Insecta; Hymenoptera; Apidae
Gene: GlnRS
Product: probable glutamine--tRNA ligase
Exons: 9
Coding region: 69-2417 (782 amino acids)
Biological process (GO): glutaminyl-tRNA aminoacylation; translation
Cellular component (GO): cytosol; cytoplasm; aminoacyl-tRNA synthetase multienzyme complex
Molecular function (GO): glutamine-tRNA ligase activity; ATP binding
Source: RefSeq, a predicted model, not a curated record